AUGUCAAGCAAUCGUGGAAUAGCAACCACCGAAAAUAGAGAAGUCAUUCAAGAAUUAAGAGAAAUUAAAAGCGAUAUUAAAGAAGAAGUAAUUGACAUUCAACCCCUCUUAAAAACUAAAAGAUUAUUAGAAAAGGUUGUCAAGGAAGGAACCAGUAGCGAACUGGAAGAAAUGGGUGGUGUUCAAGCCUUCGAGAUGGCUUACGAGUUAAGUUGA
Paraglomus occultum is the source of this 216-nucleotide messenger RNA. The record is from the annotation of a GenBank genome assembly. NCBI's taxonomy places the organism in Eukaryota, Fungi, Glomeromycota, Glomeromycetes, Paraglomerales, Paraglomeraceae.